ACAGUUGAGUUCCAGUUUUCUUAAUUUCAUUUUUAUCUUAACUUUACCGACUUCUCAAAUAACCGAUCAAAGAUGAAUAAUUUAAAUGAGAAAGAGAGAAGUAUCUUUGCGAUCUAGAAGCAACGGGGCAUGAGGUACGCACUGCACUAUUCAUCACGCGCACAAUGAUCAGACUAUUCACAGGUGGAAGGAUGCCUGGAACACGAGCGCAAGCGCAGGUUCUGCGACCUUGCAAUCAAUGCCGCGCGUCCACCUCGUGCAGUCUUCAGUGGAACCUGUCAUUGCGAACAUGGAAAACUCACAGAACGAACGUGUGAUGUCAUCGAACGCGAGUUACCAGCAAAAUAUACGAUACAUCUUCAAGCCCGGUAACUGGAUCCUCGGCUCAAUCGGCAUCUGGCCUAUCUAUGGAAUCGGACGACAUGCGUCAAAAAUCGCGAUCGUGCUGUGUAAUUUUGCGUUAGCCUUUGCAAUAAUACCUUGCGUUCUGCAUAUGAUCUACGACCAGAAGGACCUCAACAUCAAACUGAAGCUCUUCGGAUUGCUCGGCUUCUGUACUACUGCAAUGAUGAAGUAUUGCAUUCUCGUACGUCGACCCAAGAUACGUCGACCCAAGAUAAUGCAUUGCAUCGAGCACGUGAAGAAUGACUGGUGGCAGGCGAAAUUCAGCUCCGAUCGCGAAUUGAUGCUGAAAUACGCCACUACCGGCUGUAGACUAUCCAUGAUCAGCGCGACUUCCAUGUACAUCGCCGGCUUCAUUUUUCAUCUGGUUCUACCAUUUUGCAUUGAGCACAAGGUUGACAAUCAAACCAUUCGACCACUCGUGUAUCCGACUUACAGUAAGUUUUUCAAGGCGCAGGCGAGCCCGAUAUACGAAAUAGUAUAUCUAGCCCAUUGCGUAUGCGGAUACACUAUGUAUUCUAUUACGACUGGAUCGUGCGGAUUGGCCGCUGUGUUCGUCACUCAUGCGUGCGGUCAGAUCCAAGUGAUUGUAUCGCGAUUGGAAGCUCUCUUAAAUGGCGAAAAUCCGAACAUUCAUCAACGAAUCGCUGUCAUCGUGAAGGAUCACGUCCGCAUAAUGAGGUUUGCAGGCGUGGUGGAGGAAAUUUUACAAGAAGUAUGUUUAGUGGAGUUCUCUAGCUCUGUAUGCACGAUAUGUCUACUCGAAUACUACUGUAUAGUGGAUUGGCAAGACGACAAUAGGCUUAGCUUAGCAAAUUACUUUUUACUCUUUGUUUCAUUCUGCUUUAAUAUAUACAUGUUAUGCUAUAUUGGCGAGCUUCUCAUAGAAAAGAGCAGUCAAAUUGGAUCGAUGUGCUAUAUGAUCAAUUGGUAUCAAUUAUCGCCAAGAUCAGUUCGUAGUCUUAUAUUGAUAAUCGCUAUGUCCAGCCAUCCCAUAAAACUUAGUGCUGGCAGAAUGGUAGAUUUGUCAUUAACAACUUUUGGAACUGUACUGAAAACUAGCGUGGCAUAUCUGAGCUUCCUACGGACAUUAGUUAUGUAAAUAUGACUGCAAUUUUGUGGCAUAAU
Solenopsis invicta (red fire ant) is the source of this 1530-nucleotide messenger RNA. RefSeq names its product odorant receptor 4. Gene Ontology annotation, molecular function: odorant binding; olfactory receptor activity. The record is from RefSeq and is a predicted model, not a curated record. Gene Ontology annotation, cellular component: plasma membrane. Gene Ontology annotation, biological process: sensory perception of smell; detection of chemical stimulus involved in sensory perception of smell. NCBI's taxonomy places the organism in Eukaryota, Metazoa, Arthropoda, Insecta, Hymenoptera, Formicidae.